Aspergillus aculeatinus CBS 121060 is the source of this 851-nucleotide messenger RNA. RefSeq lists its product as uncharacterized. The transcript has a single exon. The record is from RefSeq and is a predicted model, not a curated record. The coding region runs from base 166 to 717 and encodes 183 amino acids. Lineage: Eukaryota; Fungi; Ascomycota; Eurotiomycetes; Eurotiales; Aspergillaceae.
AAGCCCCUCAAGCCAUCCAGCUCAUCCCUCCCCCGUCGUAGAGUCAACCAUAAUCCCAUCAUCCCAUCAUCCAUUGCAUCAUAUCAUAAGUCAUAACCACAUUCAAACAACAUAAACAACCAAGCCCCCAAUCCAGCAGGUGCAUAAAUAUACCACAGAAGAUUCAUGAACGACUCGACUCAACUCGACUCCAAAAACACCUUUUCCAGCGAGCGCGCGAUAACAUCAACCGAGAGAAAACCCCACCAACCGAAGUUGGUGAGAGGGGGGGGGGGGGGGAAAGAAUCACCCACCCCCGCCUUCCUCCCCGCUCUCCUCAUCGAUGGGCCGUUUCGGGUGCGUAACGCGGUUCCUCAUCGUGUGGAUGCCGUAGCCCGCGAUGGCGAGGAUGAUGAACAGGACGAUGAUGAUCACCGCGAUGGCGAUGUUUUCUUGCAUUGUUGCCCGUUGUUGGUGGAGUUGUGGUUGGGUUUGGUGGGGGUUGUGUUGGAUGGUGAGCUCUGGGGAGCUGAGGUUCCAAGUUGUUGUGGAUGGGGGUGGUUAAUUGGGGUUGCGGUUGCAAUGUCUCAUGGGAUCGGUGGACGUAGAUCCGAUGUGUGUGUAGGUAGGUGUUUCUCGAUCUGUGCGCACGAUCUGUGGGGGGACGGAUCUAGAUUUGGGUUCCUCAGGAAUGUAUGUAUGUGGAUGGGGUGUCAAAUUAUCCGGGAGAUAUAUUGAUGGUAUGUAUGUAUGGGUUUGGGAUUCCAAGGGAGGAGAGGAAGAUGGAGAAAGUAGAAUGGGGGAGGGCUGGCAUGCCUGUGGGACAACUUAUAAGUUAAGGUUGUCCACACACAGCAGCCAGCCAGCCAGCC